Molecule: messenger RNA, 372 nt
Organism: Prorocentrum cordatum
Lineage: Eukaryota; Dinophyceae; Prorocentrales; Prorocentraceae
Source: the annotation of a GenBank genome assembly
CUUCUGGAGGUACAGGACCCUCGUUCUGCGGCGCGCCUCGGGCGCACGGCCCGCGGCCGGAGGUACUGUGCCACGAGGUGGUGGACGUGCUGCUGGCCGAGCUCGCCGAGGCGGCGACGCCCGACGCAGCGACGGGCGAGGUGCUCCCGCCGCAGGUUAGCGCCAUGGUGCCCCUGCACGGCUUCGCUGGCUGGAUCUUGGACACCCAGGCGUGGGAGGACUGCGGCCUGGAGCCCCCGCUUGCGGAGGCCGUGCGGCGCGCCGCGCAGGGCGCCGCCGGCUUCGGGGCCGACCGCGAGGUCACCAUUGUGGACGAGGACGGCGACGAGGUGACCUUCUCCCUGGAGCCCGCGUCCUCGGCCGGCGUCGGCG